UGUGAAUUGGAUUUAGUCGUUAACGAGCGGCCAACAAGAUCAGAUCAAAUUCGGAGAUUCCGUAUCUUUUUGGUUAACACACUAAAAUUUCGUAUAUACAUACAUACAUAAUAUAUAAAUAUCAAAUUUAAAAGCAAACGAACAGUUUUUUUAGUAGCAGUGCACACACACACACAUACAUACAUAUGUAUAUGUGUAUAUAUUUAAAUAGUUGAAAGAAAAAAAUAAUAAUAAUAAAUUCAAGCAGCUGAGCGAUCAGUGAGUGUUAAUAACUAGAAAAAGCAAGUACAAAAAUUAAAAGGCAAACAAACAAUAACAACAACAACAACAGCAAUUUGUUAAUUUAUAGAAAAAAUUAAGCGCAAAAAAGUGUUGAAAUACAGAAAAAAAACACGUCAAAAAAGUGUGUUAGAAAAAGUGUAAAGCAACAACAACAGCGUUAAAAAAAAUUGCCAUAAAACAACAACAACAACAACCAGGAAUUUUCUAACAAAAAUUCGAAAGCUACUAAACUACAUAAGCUGUACUGGCGUAAGAAGUCUGUGUGUCUAGUUUGAACUGGUAAACUGUAGAGCUCGAGCAUUGAACCAGCCAGAUUUUAUGAUGAGCAAAAAUGGACACAGCAAUCCGACAUUCAUUGGCGACAGUGUUGUCAGCGACAAGGCGACCAACAAGAAGUACUCACUAGAGUUAGCGGAGAAGGGUGGCAAGACGGUGGGCGUGGCCGCUAAGGAUGCCGCAUACGAAUAUAAUCCAUAUGAUAAUCGCGAGGUGGAACAUCCGACGACCAACUCGGAGACACUCUUCCACUUGCUGAAGGGUUCGUUGGGCACCGGCAUAUUGGCUAUGCCAAAUGCAUUCCGUAAUGCUGGCUAUAUAACUGGCACCAUAGGCACCGUGAUCAUUGGCUUCAUCUGCACCUAUUGCAUACAUCAGCUUGUCAAAGCCGAAUAUGAGCUUUGUCGACGGAAAAAGGUGCCAAGCAUGAAUUAUCCCAAUGUGGCGGAGAAUGCAUUAAUGGAGGGACCACCAUUCCUCCGCAAAUUUGCACCCUAUAUUGGGCAUGUGGUGAACACCUUUUUGCUGAUCUAUCAACUGGGCUGUUGUUGUGUCUAUGUGGUGUUCGUCGCCUCCAAUAUUAAAUCGAUUGCCGAUUUUUAUCUAGAUGAACCCGUCGAUGUGCGUCUAUGCAUGGUGAUCAUACUGCUGCCACUAAUCUUCAUCAAUUGGGUACGCAAUCUGAAAUACCUGGCGCCAUUCUCCACCAUUGCCAAUGGCAUCACCAUGGUUUCGUUCGGCAUCAUCUGUUACUAUAUCUUCCGCGAACCCUUCACCACCGAGGACAAAGUGGCUGUGGCGCCUUUCGCCGGCUUUCCACUCUUCUUCGGCACUGUGCUCUUUGCGCUGGAAGCUAUCGGCAUCAUAUUACCGUUGGAGAAUGAAAUGAAGACGCCGAAAAAGUUCGGUGGCAGCUGCGGUGUGCUCAAUGUGUCAAUGGUGCUCAUUGUAUUCCUCUAUUCGGGCAUGGGUCUGUUUGGCUAUCUGAAUUAUGGUGGUGAAGUGGAGGGCUCUAUCACAUUGAAUUUGCCUUCGAAAGACAUUUUGGCUCAGUGUGUGAAGGGUAUGUUGGCCUUUGCGAUAUACAUUACACAUGGCCUGGCGUGCUAUGUGGCCAUCGAUAUCACAUGGAAUGAUUAUGUGGCGGAGAAAUUGGGUCCACAGCGUAGCAAACUCUUCUGGGAAUAUGUGGUGCGAACUUCAAUGGUGCUGGUGACAUUUUUCCUAGCCGUGGCCAUACCAAAUUUGGAACUUUUCAUUUCGCUCUUCGGUGCGCUCUGCCUGUCGGCGCUCGGUUUGGCAUUCCCCGCAUUGAUUCAGAUCUGUACACAUUGGUAUCAACGUAAGGGUCUAGCCAAAGUUUGGCUACUAACCAGCAAUUUUGUGCUUAUCAUAGUCGGCAUACUCGGCCUGAUUAUCGGCACAUCCACAUCGCUAUCGGAAAUCAUUGCCACAUUCUCCGAGUGAGCAGUACCACUGCUACACUAACAUGAUUAAAUAAACAUUCUAAUUGAAUUCGUGAUAUUUUAAGUUACUGCUCUAGCAAUAAUUUACAAAAAAAAAAAAACAAAUAAUAAUAAUUUAUUGCAAAGACAAGUAUUAAUGAACAAAAUGACAUAUAUUUGGCUUAAUGUUAAAUAAAUACGCCUUAUAGUAUUGUAUUUAGCUAAUAUGCGAUAACAAGCUUUUGAAAUUUGAAACGGCGAGCGUUUAAAUGGAAUCGCUAAAAUAUGAAUUCCUACACUUGUUAUUAUUAACAACAAUUGUUAGUAUAUAUGGAUGUUUUUUAAGCAAAAUUGUUGCCAUUUUUUAUGAAAAUAGCAUGUAAAUAAUUUAGCAUAUUUUUAUAGGCAUUUGUAAGUAGGUAGCUUGCAAAGAAUUCUAAUAUUUUGGUAUCACUGAAAAUAUUUAAAAAUCACAAUACUUCCAAUGAGUGUGCCUUCGACAAUCGUAACAAUUUUAUUUUAUUAUAUGGAAAGUAUUUUAGUUAUAUACGAGUAAUAUUAAUGUACAAACUAAAAUAAAAUAAAAAUCAAUACAAAUCAUA
This is a messenger RNA of Zeugodacus cucurbitae (melon fly), 2605 nucleotides long. Its product is annotated as proton-coupled amino acid transporter-like protein CG1139. The coding region runs from base 601 to 2025 and encodes 474 amino acids. The transcript has 7 exons. Gene Ontology annotation, cellular component: vacuolar membrane. NCBI's taxonomy places the organism in Eukaryota, Metazoa, Arthropoda, Insecta, Diptera, Tephritidae. The record is from RefSeq and is a predicted model, not a curated record. Gene Ontology annotation, biological process: amino acid transmembrane transport. Gene Ontology annotation, molecular function: amino acid transmembrane transporter activity.